AUGGGAGGAAUGAGAGGAAUCAUUCAAAUACAAGCCGGUCAAUGCGGUAACCAAAUAGGUGCCAAAUUUUGGGAAGUAAUUUCAGAUGAACAUGGUAUUGACUGCACUGGCGCUUAUGUCGGAGAUUCUGAUCUCCAGCUAGAAAGAGUACACGUUUAUUAUAAUGAAGCCAACGGUCAGAAAUAUGUUCCACGCUCUGUCCUUGUUGACCUUGAACCUGGUACUAUGGACUCUGUUCGCGCUGGUCCUUUCGGUCAACUUUUCCGUCCAGACAACUUCAUCUUUGGUCAAAAUGGCGCUGGUAACAACUGGGCUAAGGGUCACUACACUGAGGGCGCCGAACUUGUUGACUCCGUUUUAGAAAUCGUUCGUAAAGAAGCUGAAUCAUGUGAAUGUUUACAAGGUUUCCAAGUAACUCACUCUCUUGGCGGUGGUACUGGUGCUGGUAUGGGUACUCUACUCAUCUCUAAAAUCCGCGAAGAAUACCCUGACCGUAUGAUGUGCACGUUUUCUGUCGUGCCUUCACCCAAGGUUUCGGAUACUGUUGUUGAACCAUAUAAUGCUACACUUUCUGUACAUCAAUUGGUUGAAAAUUCGGAUGAAUAUUCUGUAUUGACAAUGAAGCUUUAUAUGAUAUUUGCUUCCGCACGUUGA
Molecule: messenger RNA, 654 nt
Organism: Dentiscutata erythropus
Lineage: Eukaryota; Fungi; Glomeromycota; Glomeromycetes; Diversisporales; Gigasporaceae
Source: the annotation of a GenBank genome assembly